This is a messenger RNA of Oncorhynchus kisutch (coho salmon), 1935 nucleotides long. Its product is annotated as E3 ubiquitin/ISG15 ligase TRIM25-like. The transcript is spliced from 6 exons. The coding region runs from base 80 to 1738 and encodes 552 amino acids. NCBI's taxonomy places the organism in Eukaryota, Metazoa, Chordata, Actinopteri, Salmoniformes, Salmonidae. The record is from RefSeq and is a predicted model, not a curated record. Gene Ontology annotation, molecular function: zinc ion binding; protein binding.
CAGAAAGUCAUCUUUGACACUGUACAAGAAAGUAAUCUUCGACACUGCCAUUGCUUAACCUACGGAAGAGAGCACCAAAAUGGCAGAGAAUCAGGAACUGUUCUGUUGCUCCAUCUGUCUGGAUCUACUGAAGGAUCCGGUGACUACUGCCUGUGGACACAGUUACUGUAUGGGCUGUAUUAAAGAAAGCUGGGAUCAGGAUGUUCUGAAAGGUGUCUACAGAUGUCCACAGUGCAGACAGACCUUUACCCCAAGACCUGUUCUGAAGAGAAACAUUGUGCUGGCUGAAGUGGUGGAGAAUCUGAAGAAGACAGGACUCCAGGCUGCUCCCCCUCCUGCUCUGUGCUAUGCUGAACCUGGAGAUGUGGUGUGUGAUGUCUGCAAAGGGACCAGAAAACAGAAAGCCCUCAUGUCCUGUCUGGUGUGUCUGGCCUCUUACUGUGAGACUCACCUCCAACUUCACUAUGAAUCCCCUGCUUUGAAGAAGCACAAGCUGGUCAAAGCCACCGCACAACUACAGGAGAAUGUCUGCUCUCAUCAUGACAAACUGCUGGAGGUUUUCUGUCGUACCGAUCAGCAGUGUAUCUGUUAUCAGUGUGUGAUGGAUGAACAUAAAGGCCAUGAUACAGUGUCAGCUUCAGCAGAGAGGACUGAGAAACAGAGGCAGCUGGGGAUGAGUCAGCAGAAGGUCCAGCAGAGAUUCCAGGAGAAAGAGAAGGAGCUGAAGGAGCUCCAACAGGCUGUGGAGUCUCUCAAGCGCUCUGCACAGGCAGCAGUGGAGGACAAUGAUCAGAUCUUCACUGAGCUGAUCCACUCCAUUGAGAGAAGGCGCUCUGAGGUGAAGAAGCUGAUCAGAUCCCAAGAGAAGGCUCAGGUGAGUCAAGCUGAAGGACUCCUGGAGCAACUGAAGCAGGAGAUAGCUGAGCUGAGGAAGAGAAGCACUGAGCUGGAGCAGCUCUCACACACAGAGGAUCACAUCCAUUUCCUCCAGAGUUAUCAGUCUCUCGCCAGUAUCAGUGUAUCUUCAGACUUACCCAGCAUCGUUGUCCAUCCUCUUCAGUACUUUAGAGAUGUGAGUAAGACUUUGUCUGAACUGAGAGAAAAAGUAGAAGACUUCCUUAAAGGAGAAUGGACCAAGAUCUCCACUACAGUGAAUAUAGUGGAUGUUGUACUGCCUCCAGAGCCCAAGACCAGAGAACAGUUCUUACAAUAUUCCUGUCAGCUCACACUGGACCCAAACACAGCACACACACGCCUCUCUCUGUCUAAAGGGAACAGAAAGGUGACCUAUACAGGCCAAGUCCAACCAUAUCCUGAUCAUCCAGACAGAUUCACAAAUGACUUGAUGGUGCUGUGUAGAGAGGGUCUGUCUGGACGCUGUUACUGGGAGGUGGAGUGGAGUGGGCUGUGUGUUAUUACAGCAGUCUCAUAUAAAGACAUCAGCAGAACAAGGAGAAGUAAUACAUUUGGACUCAAUGACAAGUCCUGGAGUUUACACUACUAUAGUGAUGGUUAUUGGUUCAGACACAAUAGUGUUAGGACGAAAGUACCAGGCGUUCAGUCCUCCAGAGUAGGAGUGUACCUGGAUCACAAGGCAGGUACUCUGUCCUUCUACAGUGUCUCUGACACAAUUACCCUCCUCCACAGAGUCCAGACCACAUUCACUCAGCUCCUCUAUCCUGGGUUUUCUAUCGAUUGUAUUUUCUCUGGUACUGCUGAGCUGGUUAAACUGUGGUAAGGGCCCAUUUACUAAAUUAAUUAAAAUUAUUCAAAUGCAAAGUUUUUAUCUUGUACAUCAAAAUUCUGUCCUGUGUUUUGUCUCUAUGGUACUUCUGAGCUGGUUAAACUGUAGUAGGGUCCACAUAGAUACUAGUCAUGCUGGUGUAAUCUAUAGCUGAGCUGGUUAAACUGUAGUAGGGUCCACAUAGAUACUAG